This is a messenger RNA of Hydractinia symbiolongicarpus, 7224 nucleotides long. RefSeq names its product lanC-like protein 3. NCBI's taxonomy places the organism in Eukaryota, Metazoa, Cnidaria, Hydrozoa, Anthoathecata, Hydractiniidae. Gene Ontology annotation, cellular component: plasma membrane. Gene Ontology annotation, biological process: peptide modification; carbohydrate metabolic process. The transcript is spliced from 6 exons. The coding region runs from base 79 to 1326 and encodes 415 amino acids. The record is from RefSeq and is a predicted model, not a curated record.
ACAAAAUACAGUCGUUGUUGAUUUUCUAAUGUUCAUUAUUAUAUAGGAUAACAUUAAAUAGACAAAGACAACAAAAAAAUGACAACGAUGCAGCAUCCACGCUAUUUUGAAAACACAAUGAGUGAGCAGGAAAACACACAAGAAAUAGCUGAAGGACAAAGAGAAUACGUUCCUGUGUUGCUGCAGAUAAUAAAUAAAAAUUGUCCUCCACUUGCAGAAAAUUGUGAGGGAGCUGUUUAUGUUGGAGGGGCGGGUAUUGCAUAUGCAUUUUAUCAUGUUGCACAAAGUGGUUUGUUUGAAGAUAAGAGGGAGCAUUUCUUGAAUAUUGCUGAAAAAUACAUAAAGACAAGUUUGCGUGAGAUCUCACUUAACGAUCCUGGUCAUAAUGGAAUAGGGGCCUCUUUGUUGCUUGGUCAUGCUGGUAUUUAUCUCGUCGCCAGUUUGAUAUAUGAAGCGUUAGGCUUACACAAUCUAAGAAACGAAAAUGUACAAGGAUUCUUCAACAUGCACAAGUACUGUAUACCAAUUAACUUCUUUCCGCAUGGUUCUGAUGAAAUCUUUGUGGGACGUGCUGGCUAUCUAGCAGCUUGUUAUAUGAUUAAUAAAAGGUUUGGCAGAGCAAUAGUAACAAGCGAUAUCACACUACCUUUGUGUAAUACUAUCAUUGAAAGUGGUCGACGAACGUCGAACCGUUAUAAUCAUGAAUCACCGCUGAUGUACAUGUACUACGAUAAACCAUAUUUAGGUGCUGGCCAUGGCAUGUCAGCCAUUCUUUUGAUGCUGCUAAAUUUCCCGACGUGUUAUUCUUUAAAACCUGAUGUCGAAGAAGACAUUAAACUUUCAGUAGAUUUCGUUUUAAAAUGUGAAGAGAACGAUGGGAAUUACCCACCCAUUCCAGGUGAUGCAAGAGAUGAUUGGAAUACAUUAGUUCAUUGGUGUCACGGUGCUACUGGUGUUAUGUAUUUAAUGGCGAAAUCUUAUAUGGUAUGGAAAGAGGAAAAAUAUCUUCAAGCUACUUUGAGAUGCGGCGAUUUGUUAUGGAAAAAAGGAUUGCUUAGGAAAGGACCUGGCAUUUGCCAUGGAAUUGCAGGUAGCGGAUAUGCGUUUCUUCUACUUUAUCGAUUAACACACGAUGAAAAACAUUUACGAAGAGCUCGACAAUUUGCCGCAUUUAUGCAAACGGAAGAAUUCAAAGCUAAUUCUCGCGUUCCAGAUGCACCAUACAGUCUGUUUGAAGGUAUAGCUGGUACAGCAUGCUUCUUAUCAGACCUAAUAAGUCCAGAUGAUGGCUAUCCAGGCGUGUUUCCGUUUAUGGAUAUAUUCUAGAAGCAGUGUGUUGGGACAUGUUGCAAAACUUUGGUGGUUGUGUAUUUGUUUUUUAUAGAAUUCCAAGACAUUGGUGAACAUGAUUAGAAACUUAUAGUUGUUGUUUUAUUUAUUUUUAAUCUUGUACAUCUUAUAUAUUUUUCUUUUUUAGUAAAUAUUUUUAUUUUUAGUAAAAAAAAUAUAAUUUAAUAUAAGAAGCUGUCGCAAAUUUUUGAUUUAAAUCAAAACCCACGAUGCCAUUUUUUUCCUUUUUAUAUAUCUAAAAGCUAUUGUUUUGAAUCACUAUCUUCCGCCUUUGGAGAAAGUAACAGACAACGUUACCUCGGCAAGUUGUGAAAAGUAAACAAUUGCACACUUAGGUGGUCAAUAACUCUAGCAUGUUAAUAUGAUCUUGAUAUCUAAUGUUUACUCGUGGUUGAAGCUUUUUGGGAAAGAAGAUUAUAAACAAUGGCUUUCAGAAGCGUAUGAGCAAAGAAAGAUUGUAAUAUUACAGUUGGAUUUUAUGAAAUGCAACUAUGAAAAAAUGUCUUAUAAAGGUUUAAUUUUUAUAUUGAUUGAUAUCAGAUUUGUUACAUCGUGUUCAAACUAGUUUAUUUUCUAUCCUUUUUUAAACAUUCUUGUAUUUCAAACUAGAAACUUUUUAUUUUACGAUUUAUUAUCCAUGCAGAAUUUCUAUUAAAUUAAGUAAGUAGUUAUUUCCUUGCGCUUACUGACCAAUUCGUAACUAAAUAAAUAAAUAACUAACUAACUAACUAAAUAACUAAAUAAAUAACUAACCAAAUAACUAACCAACUAACUAACUAAAUGCGCCAAGUACAAAAUUCAGGCUCAAGAAUUAAACAAAAAAAUUAAAAAAAAAGUUUGAUGUAUCACAGUAGAACGAACUGCGAAGGAAACCGAAGAAAAAGCUGUUAUAUCGAAGAUGAAAAAAAUGUUAUUGACAUAUUAAAUAUUAUUAUAUCUGUAAAAUUUGGAAUUGGUUCUACUACAUGUCCUACUGAUCAUUCGAAUUUUUCGAUUCGCGUGAAAUUGCAUUGUUUUGUUUGAGAAACAUAAUAUUGAUACCGAUGAUGAACAAAACUUAAUAUUGCGUAUAUUGUAUAUAAAUAUUCCCGAGUUUCUGUUACAUUUAAUGCCUUGAGUUUGUUAUAUAGAGGUGUUUUAGGAAAACUUAAAAUCUUAAAUCGAGAGUUCGCUAUAUCAGGGUUCGUUAUAAAGAGGAUUGCCCCGCCGUGCUUUAUUUAAAAAUUAACACGAGUUGUCUUUUUUUGCUGUGGUGUACCAAUCCAAGCUAAUUUUUUAACGCACGCUGAAGACGUGAAAACAGUUUCCAAAAUUACAUUUCAUGGACGUUCUUGCCCUACAAGUCCGUUUGUAUUUCAAAAGUUGCGUCACACAUUUUAGACUAAACCCAGGAAAUGGAAUUUGGUUCGCUGUAUCGGAAUGUUCGCUAUAUCGGGGUUCGUUAUAUGGAGAGUCCACUGUACCAGAGGUGAAAAAUAUCAAUAUUAAAGUUAGACAUAAAACUCCUCUCUUUUAACUUCAAGUCUGGAUGAUGAAAAUUAACUUGUGUUUUGAGAUCAUACGAAAGGUCGAUUGUAAGGUUCAAAUUUAGUCGUCAAGAGCUGCGGUUCCCAAAAGUUGAAACCGCGGAUGAGAGAAAGAGCUAACAUCAUAUUAAAAGAAUCGGUUGUUAAUGUCUCCAAAGUUUAUGGUUACUGAGGUGCCUAAUACCUAAAACAAUUUGGGUGCAGUUUUAAGGUUUACGGAAUAAAGUUAAGUAUUUUUAGUAAACUGUUUUAGCUAACAAGUAACAAUGUGUUAUCAUCAUGGAGAAUGUAUGGCUUGAGUAGCGAGAACCUUGGAGCGCUGGGUACUUUUUGCUAGUUUAGUGUUAGAUAUAAACGUAUUCACCUAUCAUUUAAAACUUUUGAAAAAAUAGUUCGUUACAAAAUGGAAUGCGGAUCGAAAGUCCUUCGUAUCAAUUAUUUUUUGACUGUUUACACAAAUGGAAACUUUAUACUAAGAAAACAAGCAGUUGUUGCAAAAAAAAUGUAAAUGUGAAAGAAGAAAUAAAUAAUUAAAAACUCGACCUUAUGAUGGAGUAUCUAUCUCCUGGUACAGUGCAGGCCCUGGGAUCGAGGUUAGAUCGAGGCACACUGAUUACAAAUCCGUUUUUAUCGGGUAGAAAAUGCAUGCAUGACGGGUUGCCAUUCUCCUUUGUGCGUGAAGGUGAAUAGUGCAGGAGUCACGGUUGUCAGGAUGUUCUUUUCCUGCUAUAUACGUUUUUUGUUUGGUUAAGUUUUUUUUAAAAAAUAUAAUAUCAAAAAGGGUUUUAACCGUGAGUUAAAGAAAACUUGUGUACUGUAUUUAUAUAGCUAACAUGAGCAGUUAAAAGUCAAAAUUUUUGCUGGUAAAGUCUUGACUUCAGAAUCAACUCAUGAUAUGAUUUCGUUGCUACAUGAUAUGAUAGCUGCAUGGUUUCGCAGCUGUGUGGCCACAGACCUAGGUUACUGCAAACCCUAACCCUCUAAACCCUACAAUGCUUUGACGUUCAAUGACCCUGUAGUUGUCGUGUAGUCUCCCUGCUGCCGCCAUAUGGCAAGUUUAUAGGUCAAGGGUUAUUGCGGCGCAUGUUUAGGGUAUGGAAUAUGGUAUCAAAGAAUUAAAUUUUCUAUAUAUUAGCUGUGCAGCCAUGCAUCUAGGUAAUUUUAGUUUAUGAUCUUUAAAGAGUCAAUUCUAAAAUUUAGCCAAAAAAGGAGAAGCACAUGCAACCAUGAGGGUGCCCACUUGCGGGAAACACUUCAAAAACCACAGGGUCUUUUGGCAACUUUUGGCGUUUUAAAAAAAAUUCUAAGUUUCUCCAGAAGAAACCCAAAUCAACCUGAAACAACAUUUAAAAAGUUUAUUACCAUGAUGUAUAAUUUAUUCUUUUAAUGUCAAGCAGUGAUAGGAUAUUAGACUUAAAUCUCUGGUUAUGACGGUGGGUUAGUAAAUGAAUUAAGAACGUGUAUUUUUAGACAGACAUAAAUGUCGAUCUUCUGUGUAUUAAUGAAGAUACUUUACAGUACAGCUACCGCACCAUUAUAGCGCAUUUGCAUAUUGACACAUUACGGUUAAGGUGCCAAUACCAAACAUAAACAUAAUGGUAGACUAAUAUUUAUAUUCACAACAGUAGAAGUUCUAAUAAAACUGUUUUUUAUAUCAUUUAUUCGAUAAAUAUAGCUGUAAUAAAAUCCCACAAAUAAUAAACUGAGAGUAAAACGACAAAAUAGCACCUGACUUCUUUGCAACAAAAUUUAAACGAGAACAAUGAGCCUUGUGCCCUUUGUAUUUAGGAUGCAAUUAGGGCGGUUUCGGACAAGGUCCAGGCUUUUCCAGCGGUUACAGACAAGCACCUUGAAAAAUACCUGAAAAAACGCGCACAGCCACCCUAACAUAUACAGCGUUUCCGGCGAGUCGGCACCUUCGCAAGCAACCAAAAAAUCACUCAAAAAAAGGAAUUUAAAAACAAAAGAAAAAAGAAUACUAGAAAGGGAAAGUACAAUAACUAAAAUUUUCUUUCAAGAAAAAUGACUACUUUCCCUAAUUUUUCUUCAAGUUGCUUUAGGUGUUUUGCUGACAUCAAAAAUGUAUAAGAUUUUAGCCAAGUUUGUUUGUUUUAACUUUUUAUUUUUAUUUUAACAGAUAUUUCGUCUUGUUACUACAAGACAUCAACGUAAAUUGUUACAAUUAUCUUACAAGUUUUUUAAAGACGUCAGUCUAAAUGCAUUGCUAUUGUAACAUAACAUUUAGGCAGUUAACAAACGAGACAUACUUUUUUCGGCGACUUUUAAGAAAAUUUCAACAACAACUAUGCCUGUCACAUACACUUUGUAUUAAAUAAAAUAUUUAUGUAUACACAAUAUUAGUGACUUCAAUUCUGAAAACUCCGUUAUCAACUGGCAUUGCCUGCCAGAUUUUCCUCACAUGGCAUAGGUUGACCCUUAGGUGUGGUAAAGACACUUACUAAACAUGCACGCGUUGUGGACUGAUUCAUGGACCUUCUGAUUAGACAGUGAACUUCAUAACCACAAAGCCACACACUGCUAUAAUUUUUGCCCUGUUAAGGUCAGCUUUCACAUUGAAACAAAACAGGACAGCAAAAUUUUAUGUUGUGAAAGAUUUUAUUAGUGAGAAAGCUAAAUAUUUAAAUAUAUUAAAUUUAAUUUUUUUCCCUAUACUCAAAAAAGUUUCAAAAAGCAUGGGGGUUUCAGGCAAGUUGGUGUUUUAGCCUUUGGAAUUCACGCUGGCAAAAAUUUAUGGAAUCUUUUAAUUGCCUUAACUAUCGUAAAUCGUAAAAGCAAGAUCAUAAAAGUAGUUGCUCAGCAUUUUGCUUAUUUACCCAAUAUAAUUAUACGAACGCUACAAAGUACUUCGUUUCGUGAAGCGAAUGUCAUACGAAGUACUUCGUUUAAAAUGAAAAAUGUAAACAAAGUUUAUACAAACUUUUUUAAUAUAUGAUACGAACUUAAACAAAGUUUUUUUAUCGUACAAAAUGAAAUGAUACGAACUUUGAACAAAGUAAAAUUGCUAUACGAUCUUGAAACGAACUUCAAAAGUACCGGCGUAAUUGUGCAUAAUAAUUUCAAUAUGAAACCAGAAACAAAAACCAAGAACAAAAGAAAUCUAUGGCGAUCUUUUCGUUUUCUGCGAUCCUGUUUUCAUGAUUUUUAAACGAUCUACGAUGAUCUUUCCGUUUUCUGCGAUCCUGUUUUCAUGAUUUUUAUACGAUCUACUGCGAUCUCUUAGCUUUUACGAUGCCGUUUUCAUUGUUUUUAAACGAUCUACGGUGAUCUUUUCGCUUUUUAUGAUCUUGUUUUCAUGAUUUUUAAACAAUCUAUAGAGAUGUUUUUGCUUUCUACGAUGUGGAGACGAUCCCUAAAGACCUUAGAUAAUAAAUCCAAUUAAAAGAAACAAAGUUCGUAUAACGAAACAAACUUUAUAAUUGUUGAAAAUAGUCCAUAGAUAUGGAUAAUAGUCCAAUUAUAAUAAACGAACUUCGUAUAAGCAAAUUUUUAUACAAACUUCUUUAAAAAUGAUACGAACUACAUACAAACUUUAUUUUAAAUGAUACGAACUUUAUACGAACUUGUAAUUUUGAUGAUACGAAAAAGUUUGUAUUAAAAAUAAAAUGAUACGAAAGAUUUAAUAAAUCAAUACGAAGUUUUUUAUACGAAUUAUACGAACUACGUAUGAACACUUUGAGACGGACCCUAAGAAAAAAAUAGGAAUUUCAUUGAUGUAGUCUUAGGUAUUAGUAAAUAUCAGUCAACUUGCAUAAAACCAGAAAAGGGUCUCAUAUUUUCCCAGUGAAUAUAAUUAGCUCUCUAAUAAAUUGAAAAUUUGAGAUAAAUUUUAAUUGGGAAUAGCUGAUUAACGACUAAUAAAAAUUCUGAAUUACAUCCUGCAUUCACGCCACAUUUAAUUGAGCUAAAUUUUAUGUGGCUCAGUGGAUUAUGUAAAUAUAAUGAAACACCCUAGAUAUAACGCACAGCUAUACUUAUGAAUAAAUCAUUUCUUUUUCUUUUUUUUUAUGAAAAAAAUUUUUUGCAAGCUUUUCAAGAUUUCCUUUUUCAGUUCUAAUAAUAUACUUUUUAUUGCCAAUCUAUUAUUGUAUACAGGUUGGGCUGCUCAUUUUUACUUAACUCAAAAAUAGCAGUGUUUAGUUUAUAUGUUGUAUAUCUCUUUUUAGUGACAUAGAAAAAAACAAUCAUGGCCGUACUGAGAAAUGUUUAUAAUGCGUUAUUCCGAAGAACGUCAACAUUUGCUGUUACUAUUGUUGCUGGUGCAUUUUUGUUUGAACGAGCCUUUGAUCCAUUCAUGGAUGGUAUAUGGGAAAGAAAUAACCAAGGAAAA